ACAGCAUGGAGAAGGCGGAGCAGCUGCGACCUGAGGGGUUUCCAGAGCUAAAGAACGACACGUUUCUGCGUGCAGCGCGCGGGGAGGAGUGCAGAUAUGUUCCUGUCUGGUGUAUGAGGCAGGCAGGCAGGUAUCUUCCAGAAUUUCGGGAGACCCGUGCUGGGCAGGACUUCUUUGCUUCUUGUCGUAGUCCUGAGAUCUGCUGUGAACUUACCCUACAGCCGUUGCGGAGGUUUCCUCUGGAUGCUGCUAUCAUUUUUUCUGACAUUCUUGUGAUUCCACAGGCACUAGGAAUGGAGAUCCGGAUGGAGCCGGGGAGGGGUCCUGUGUUUCCAGAACCUCUGCAGAACCCACAGGACAUGGACAAAUUAAAGCAUGCUGUUGAUGUUUCACAGGAGUUGGGUUAUGUGUUUCGGGCCAUUACAUUGACACGUCACAAGUUAGAAGGCAAAGUGCCUCUAAUUGGAUUCACUGGGGCUCCGUGGACUCUCAUGACCUAUAUGAUUGAGGGUGGUGGCUCUAAUACUAUGUCCAAAGCAAAGAGGUGGUUAUACAAGUACCCAUCUGCCAGCCACCAGCUGCUGCAGCAGCUUACAGAUAUCAUUGUGGACUACCUGGUGGGACAAGUCGCAGCAGGUGCACAGGCUCUUCAGGUGUUCGAAUCUCAUGCCGGCUGCCUCGGACCCCAGCAGUUUGAAGACUUCUCUCUCCCGUAUCUCAGAGAAAUCUCACGCAGGGUGAAGCAUAAGCUAAAAGCAGAAGGACUAGAGCAAGUGCCCAUGAUUGUGUUUGCUAAGGACGCACACUAUGCGCUGGAGGAUCUCUCUCAGUCAGAGUAUGAAGUGGUCGGGUUGGACUGGACUAUUCGGCCACAGGAGGCAAGGGAGCGAACAGAAAAGCGAGUGACGCUUCAAGGCAAUAUGGAUCCUUGCGCCUUAUAUGCCAGUAAGGAGGAUAUUGAGGGAACUGUGAAGAAUAUGAUAAAAGCUUUUGGCCGACUUGGUUAUAUUGCAAACUUGGGCCACGGCUUGUACCCAGAUAUGGAUCCUGAGCAUGUUGGAGCCUUUAUAGCUGCUGUACACAAGUACUCUGAGGUGAAGGACAACUAAGCACAAGAUUGGUCCUGUGUCACGCUGCUGUCUCCAGAGGGUAUUAGAGAUACCUGAACUCUGUGCUGAUUUUGUACCAUGAAACAGUAUUGCAGAUAAUGAUGCAAUAAAUCCUCCUAGUUACAUUAUGGACUAAAAAUAUCAUUCAGACUUUUGUAUUUCCUUAUUGCUUCUGUCUCUGCACAAAAACAUUUCAGUCUUAUUUUAAGCAGAUGUAAAUUUGAUGUUGUGUGACGCCUCUAAUUGUGCUCACUGAUAAUAAAAAAUAUUAAGACUUGAAAAAUCA
Messenger RNA from Bombina bombina (fire-bellied toad), 1395 nucleotides. RefSeq names its product uroporphyrinogen decarboxylase (gene UROD). Gene Ontology annotation, cellular component: cytosol. The transcript has 10 exons. Gene Ontology annotation, molecular function: uroporphyrinogen decarboxylase activity. Gene Ontology annotation, biological process: heme biosynthetic process. The record is from RefSeq and is a predicted model, not a curated record. The coding region runs from base 6 to 1109 and encodes 367 amino acids. Lineage: Eukaryota; Metazoa; Chordata; Amphibia; Anura; Bombinatoridae.